CGUCGGCCAACUCUCUUCCAUCCUUCACUUCUCCUAUCUCUUCUCAUUCUCAUCGUUCUCAUCGAGCAGUCAUCUCCUCUCCCGCGACAUGCUCCCCGCCCCGCGCGCGCACAAUGUUGCGCCGCCGCCUAAGGCUUCCACCUCGGGCUGGGCGGAUGACCUCGACGACGACGACGGAUGGCAGGACAUGCCCGUGGUCCGCUCAGACGACUUUACCUCUGACUUGGACGCGAUCGAUGAUAAGCGAUACGGCUUCCGCCCACCCGCACGGCUCGAUGUAGACGAGAAGGAGGCGGCAGGUGUUUCGAACGCGACUGGCGUACGCCUCGAGCUCGAACCCGACCAGAUCACAACCGACUCGUGGCGCGAGAAAGCCGGCGUCGACGAGGGCGAAUAUACACGCCUCCGACUAGACGAGGACAACGAAAGCGAGGAGGUGCACAUGCGCACGCGCUACCUCUUCGACGAGGACAAGGCGAUGACGCCUCUGUCCCAAAUGCAGGCGACCAAGGAGCUGCUCACGGAGGGUCAGCGGAUUGCGUAUGUCGGUCUGUGUCAGCUUAUUGCGCGGCGCAUGGUGCGUGACAUGGGGCGCGGGUGGGAGGGGACGAAGGAGAAGGCGCGCCAGGCAAAGAUGUGGAAGGGAAAAGGGCGGCCGCACGACGUGCCCGUCGUCGAGAGCGGCAGUCUCUGGAUGCUCAAGAUCAUGGCACGACUGUACCAGCAUAUGGAGCUGAGUCCCGAUGAGCAGCGCAUGAUCGAGAGCCUCGCUGAGCACGGUGUCGACCCAGCCGACCUCGUACCCGCACUCAUGGCCACGCAUACAGUCAAGAAUCCCGAGUUCGACCCCGAAGCCAAGCGUCGCGCAGAUCUCAAGAUCGAGGAGGAUUGUCUCGCUGCUGUGCCCGAGGAGCAAGAGGAUGAUGACCCCGCACCACCAUACGAGGAGGCGGUUAAAACACCACCCGCGCACCAGCCAGCCUCACCCUCUCCCUUGCCCUCUCCCUCGCACGAGCUUCCUACGUCCCCAAUACAGCAGCCACGCGCAUCCACCUCAACAAUACGACCCAUGCCGUCCCUCUUCGACGACGAGGGCGAGGUGACAAGUGUGCCAGCGACUAAGCCACCACCUCGCAGCACGUCGUUGAGACCCAUGCCCAGCCUCUUCGAUGAUGACGGAGACAUCGGGGCCUCUUCCUCACCCUCCCCAUUACCCCGGUCCGUUGAGGACGAGGGAGACAUUGCGGGAGACAUGCACUCUGCAUCACGCUCACCGCGCCUCUCAUCUGACAGUCCAGGGUUGCUCGAACCGCGACGCUCGUCGGAUGGGCGCCGCUCGUCCGAAGGACGGAGGUCAACCGACAGCCGAAGGUCGUCUGCGGAACACAGGAGGAACACGGAGGCACCGACGGAGCAACCCGAGCCGCCGUCCAAGGCAGUUGAGACAACCCCCAAGCCCGAGCAGGCACCAUUAGACGGCGGCGAGGAUUUCCAGGCGAUGCCAGCGCUGCCGGGCGUCUCAACAUCUCUGACAGCUGCAGAUGAAAUGGUCACCUUAGACAUCCGAUGGACGGUUCUUUGUGAUCUAUUCCUCGUACUCAUUGCCGACUCGGUGUACGAUUCGCGUUCGCGCGCUUUCCUGGAGCGCGUCGCCAACGCACUCGGCUUCGUGUGGCUCGACAUUGUCCGCUUUGAGAACCGCGUGACAGACGCGCUCGAAAUUGAGGAGAGUGUGUCGCAGCUGGAGCAGGGCGACGUGAUUGAAAGUCGGAAGAAGAGAGGCAAGACACGUCGCUACGCGCUGAUGGGCGCUGCCGCGGCCGGCGGAGCGCUCGUGAUUGGUCUCUCGGCAGGCCUACUUGCCCCAGUUAUUGGCGCUGGUCUAGGCGCCGCCCUCGGUGUCGUUGGCAUCAGUGGAACGGCGGGAUUCCUCACAGGUGUGGGAGGUAUCACGAUGAUCACUACCACAGGCGUGCUUACUGGAGCCAAUAUUGCCGGCAGGGGCAUGGCGAAGCGCACGCGUGAAGUGAGAACAUUCAUCCUCAGGCCACUGCACAAUAACAAGCGUGUAUCCUGUUACAUCACCGUGGGCGGCUUCAUGGCAGGCAAGGGCGACGACGUGCGCCUUCCGUUCUCCGUGCUGGACCAAAUCGUUGGCGACGUAUUCUCUGUGUUGUGGGAGCCUGAGAUGAUGGCUGAGAUGGGUAACGCCAUCGCGAUCAUUUCGAACGAAGUAUUGUCGUCCGUUGGGCAGCAAAUUCUGGCCGCCACAAUUGCCGGUGUGCUCAUGAGUGCCCUCCAGUGGCCAGUGUUGCUCGCCAAGCUCGGAUAUCUCAUCGACAACCCGUGGUCCAACGCCAUGGACCGUGCCAAGGCUGCCGGCCUGGUCCUCGCCGACGUGCUAAUUGAGCGCCACGUCGGUGUCCGCCCCACCUCGCUCAUCGGCUUCUCGCUCGGUGCGCGAGUGAUUUUCUACGCGCUCCUCGAGCUAUCGCGCCGCGGCGCGUAUGGCAUCGUACAGGACGUGUAUCUCUUUGGCGCAACCUUCACGGCGAAUCGCCAGACGUGGCUCGAUGCGCGGAGCGUAGUCGGCGGAAGGUUUGUCAACGGCUUUUCGACCAACGAUUGGAUGCUUGGGUAUCUCCUCCGAGCCGCCACAGGUGGUCUGCAGACUGUAGCAGGCUUGCGGCCCGUGGAGACUGUCCCUGGAUUGGAGAACGUAGAGGUUACCGACCUCAUCCACGGCCACAUGAGCUAUCGCACUGUGAUGCCGCAGCUGCUUGCGCGCGUUGGCUUUCCUGUCACUGCGGAAUACUUUGACGAACCAGACGACCCCGAUCUCGACCCGGACAUCCAGGAGCGGUAUAUUGUUCAGGACGAGGAAGAGGAGGAACAGCGAAAGCAGAAGAAGAUCCUCGGCAUUUUCCCUCGCAAGAACAAGGGCAGCCGAAACAACUCGGGGAGGAGCACCCCGGCACGUAAGUCCGGCGAUGUCGCGACGAGCUCCGCGACUCCGGCGCGGGAGGCCGACGACGACGACGAUCUGCCUCCCCGCGAGGACCACCUCCCCCCUCGCGAAGAAGAGGCCGAUCUCGGUGAGAUGCCUCGUGCCUCGCAUGACCCACGAGCCUCUGGCGACUCGCCGAAGACGUCGUCAGACGUGCCAAAGAUAUCAUCACCUGACCCUGCCGACGAGGAGGCAGCAGUUCGGCAUAUUCCUAAGACGGCUGGAUUUGACUUUGCGGCAAUCGGCAAGGUGCUGGGCAAGGACCUGGACGUGUCCAAGAUUGAUCAUAAUCCGACACCUCCUGCCGAGGCGCGGUCUACGUCGCCUCUCAAGGUUCCUGAACGCACCGAGUCAGCGCCCCCACCCUCCGCCUCCCCUGCCUCCUUUAGCCAUCCUGGUGCACCAAGAAGCAACACAGCCAACAGCUUCCACGGCUUGCCGGUCGAAGACGAUGGCGACAUUGCCAUUAUGGCGCAGAAGCAUGCCGCGGAGAAGGAGGCCGCAGCCAGUGCGAGCCUCGAGAUGCCGAGCUGGGACCGGCCUGCGUGGCCCGUUGAGGAUAAGAAGAAGGCACCGUCCGUCUUUGGCUUCAAUGCUUGGGCGUCUCCAGCCUCCGCCCAAAGCGGCUCGUACAACCAGAUGGGGAUGCGCGCGGCGCCGCCUGCGCGGCCCCACCCGCCCGACCUCAUGGCCAACCCCUUCGCGAACCCGUUCGCAUCAAAUGGCGACGAGCGGUCGGGCGCGGGGGCGACGAGUCGCUCAGGGCAGCCGAAACGGCUGGAGGACGCGCUCGAGAACCCGUGGUAGGAGAGGCGCCUGGCGCUUAGAACAUAGACAGGAGCUUUACGGAGCAACUAGUGGGCCUUUGGACGCUCUGCGGAGAUGCACUUAUUCACACAGGG
Messenger RNA from Cutaneotrichosporon oleaginosum, 3909 nucleotides. RefSeq lists its product as uncharacterized. Lineage: Eukaryota; Fungi; Basidiomycota; Tremellomycetes; Trichosporonales; Trichosporonaceae. The record is from RefSeq and is a predicted model, not a curated record.